AUGCUGUUGGGAUCGCUGAUGAGCUAUGGCAUGGGCUCAAUGUGGGGCGGUCACUCGAUGAUGAUGCCAAGCUAUGGAGGUGGUCUCGGAAUGGGUGGAGGCUAUUAUUCGGAUAAUGACACCAACAUUACGAACAACUACUACAACACUCCAGACCCGAGUGCGUCCGGAGGAGCAGCCAUCGACGCUGGUCAAUCGCAUCCCGCCGUAGAAGAUGUCACUAAUAAUCAGGAUGACGCGUUCGGCACAGACAAUCAGCCUCAAGACGACGUCGUAGAUGAUACUGAUGCCAAUCAGGAUGACGUGGCCGACAAUGAUUAUCCGGCUGAUGAUGGCGUCGUAGAAGAGGCUGACCAUGAUCAGUAA
Messenger RNA from Ostertagia ostertagi, 366 nucleotides. Lineage: Eukaryota; Metazoa; Nematoda; Chromadorea; Rhabditida; Trichostrongylidae. The record is from the annotation of a GenBank genome assembly.